Phytophthora nicotianae INRA-310 is the source of this 2280-nucleotide messenger RNA. RefSeq lists its product as hypothetical. Lineage: Eukaryota; Oomycota; Peronosporomycetes; Peronosporales; Peronosporaceae. The transcript is spliced from 5 exons. Gene Ontology annotation, molecular function: zinc ion binding; nucleic acid binding. The record is from RefSeq and is a predicted model, not a curated record. Bases 1 to 2280 code for a protein of 759 amino acids.
AUGGCUCGCUGGUACGAGCGCGAAGCGCAGCAAGGGCGCAGGCCUUUAACGGCGGCGGCAGGAGGCGAUGAACGGGAACAGUUAGGGAUCGACGGCGAAUCCAAGAGUGUGAUGACUGGGUACGGACCAGCGUGGGGUGCGCCCCAGAAGCGGCCGCGCAGCGACCGGGGUGGAACGCGUGGACGGAGACCCGGCGGAGAUCAGCACUUCCGGCGUCCGACCAAGACGCUAAGAGUGGAGGCCAAGUAUGGCGGUGGGCAGGGCACGACCGGUGCCACCAACCCGGUGUACGCGACGAGGGAUGCUCGUCUCCUUAAUCUGGAGAGGCACCAAGCUCGGACGAAGACGCAGAAGGCACCAUUCGAGCCUUAUCCUGUGACGGAGUGCUUCUACUGUGGGCGCGAGGGCCACUUCGCGCGGGACUGCCGACUGAAACAAUCUGACCCGGGUGAGAGACGAAAAGGUGUGAGUCGGUGCGGACGACACGCGAAGGAGAGGUGGAUGACGACGAGACGGCGCCCAUGGCGGCUGCGUGAUAUGGCGAACGAGACUGGGGAUGGCGUGACGCCCGGCAAUGACCGAGUGCUUUCUGAGGCUGGGGAUGGCGCGGCGGUGCUGAGGCAGCAAGCACCGGUCGGCGACGCGAAAGAGGAGAUGGCGUACGGAGACGGUGUCAUGGUGCCGGUGGCGGCAAGUUUGGGCGGUGACGCGACGGACGACGUGUCGCGGGCGUACAGAGCGCGCGGGGCGUCGGCGGUACGGCCAGUAAUCGCGAGUGUGUUGACGCACGGGACCUGUUGGUGGCGUGUGGCUACACGGGUGCUGGACCAGGACGAAGUGGCGGAGGUUGUCGAAGCACAGCUACGCGAGUGGAGAAAGAUUUACGAGCAUGAUACCGUCGACGGCGCCGGACAGCAAACGGCGGGACGCGACGACGACAGCGGCACUCCACGAUGCGUAGAGGCCGAAAUGACCACGGAGCUUCGUAGGCGUGAUGAGGAGCGGGAUCGGGUGCUGGCAGUGAAAGCACGAGACGAGAAACGAGAGCGUACGCGGGCCGAGGAAGCUGUCCGGUGGGAAAGUAAGCGCGCGAAGCGUGUCAAGCGUACGAAAGCCCGCCGAUUGAGCACAAACAAUCGGAGACACGAUGGAGGCGGUAUUGUGCUGGAGAGCGACGUGGUGAUGCCGGAACCAACGGCGGAAUUCCUACGGGCCUUGGGUUGGAGUGCGACGGCAGCACGGUUGCUGGGUGAGCUCAGAGCCGUUGAUGAGGCGUUGAAGGUCGGUUACGCGGCCCUCGCGGUGGCUGAGGCUAGGCGACAAGAAGUACUGGCUGCGGGUGGCGUGGUUGGCUGUAACGACGUGAGAAUCGGGGUGGCACAACAGUUAGUACUGGCCGCCGCCGGGCUCGACGCCAUCGGAGAAAGUGACUGGACGAGAGCGCACGAGACGCCGUUGCAGCGAUCGAGGGAUUUGAGAUGCGCGUACGGAAGGCGCACCCUCAUAACGAGAUGCGCACUGCGAGCACAGUUAGCGACGGCGACGCACCCCGGCGGUGCGUACUUCGAGUUCGACGAAUCGCGAGGAUCAGGCCCAAGUGCCGCCCGAGGAUUGAGUCGAGGUGAAUCGGAGGCGCGCAGGGACGCGAUGAGGGUGUACCAGUACCGCAGUGGUAGCGUGUACGCGCACCCGAGCGUGAAGGUGCUAAGCAAAGGACGGCGGCCAAUGAGAGUCGGGCAGCUGAGGGCAGUUCAGGUGCCAGCGGUCGUCGCAUUACCAACAGCACGAGUAGAAGUGGGUGGUGAGCCACGAGAGAUCAAGUUGGAUACAGGCGCACAGUAUAGUGUCGCCGGUGAGUCGUGGAGGUCAUUGGUUGAGCGCCUUAACGUGCUCCCACCCGUGGAUUACGUAGAAGGUUUCACAGGUGCGGUGUCGAAAGUGCGCGGGGUCUGGCGCUUUCGAUUCCGUACGCAGUACGAGCAGGCGGUGGUUGAUGCGCUGGUGGUGGAAGGUGCGACCACGGAGUUCCUAUUGGGAGAGGACUGGAUGCUACAGAACGGGGUCAAGAUCGACUUCACCGCGUGCGAGAUGAAGUGGUUCUGCUGCGACGAGAAGAGGAUUGUGCCGUUCAGCUGCAGCAGCGACGGGCACGACGAGACCGCGACGAAAGUCAGGAUGGUGAGGGCCACAAAGGGCAUGGCGAACACGUGUCGACGGGUGGAGUUAGCAGUGGCAGCGCCAGAGGGCACGACGGGCUUGUUAAUGCUGCCCGACGCGUAG